Messenger RNA from Oncorhynchus masou masou (cherry salmon), 4998 nucleotides. RefSeq names its product eukaryotic translation initiation factor 5B-like. The transcript has 23 exons. Bases 97 to 3864 code for a protein of 1255 amino acids. The record is from RefSeq and is a predicted model, not a curated record. Gene Ontology annotation, molecular function: translation initiation factor activity; GTPase activity; GTP binding. Lineage: Eukaryota; Metazoa; Chordata; Actinopteri; Salmoniformes; Salmonidae. Gene Ontology annotation, cellular component: cytoplasm; mitochondrion. Gene Ontology annotation, biological process: translational initiation.
GCAGGAUGUGUGACCAACCCCCAUUGGACCAACCAUAUGUGCUGUAUCGGCGAACAACGAGGCUGAACAUUGUGGAUAAAAUAAAAAACAAGGAGAAUGGGGAAGAAACAGAAAAAGUCAGGCGAUGACAGUGCCAAAGACGGUGGCAUCGACCUUGACGCCCUAGCAGCAGAAAUCGAAGGAGCGGGAGCCUCCAAGGAGCAAGGUAAAGGAAAGGCCAAGAAGAAGAAAGACAAAAAGAAAGACGAUUUUGAUGAAGACGACAUCCUGAAGGAGCUGGAGGAACUGUCUCUUGAAACCACAGGAGCUAAAGGCAGCAAGAAACCAGACGCCACAGACGAGCCGGAGAGUGCCACCGAGCCCCCGCCGCCCACCAAAGCAGAGAAGAAGAAGACACGGAAGGGCAAGCGAGCCAGCCUGGAGGAUGACGACGGGGACGACGAAGAGGUUUCGGGUACGGGUGACGUGGAAGACGAAGACAAGCAGAAGGACAAGAAGACGUCUGCUGCCCCCGCUGCUGCUGCUGCUGGCUCAGACUCGGAGGACGACGCCUCACGGACCCGGAGGAAACCCAAGGCAGGGAAGAAGGGAGGCCGCAAGGAGGCCUCGGGCGAGGAAGAGGAGGAUGACGAUGGAGGUGCGAGGAAAGGAGAGGGGGGAGGGGAGGAUGAUUCAGAUGAUGACGACUCGGUGGCGUCGCAGGCCGGAAAGAAAGGCAAGAAGAAGAAGGGCAAAGCCAAGGCAGACAGUGAAGAAGAGGAAGAGGAGGAGGGAACCUUCAAGAUGAAGACGGCAGCUCAGAAGAAGGCAGAGAAGAAGGAGAGAGACCGCAAGAAGAAAGAGGAGGACAGGGCUAAGCUGAAGAAGCAGAAGGAGAAGGAGGAGGAGAAAGAGGGGAGUAUUGAGGUUGCAGCAGUGCCUAAGAAAGAGAAAGAGGUAGUGAAGAAGAGUGAGCCAGCGGUGGUCCCAGCAGCAGCAGCCCCAACCCCAGCAGCAGCCCCAACCCCAGCAGCAGCCCCAACCCCAGCAGCAGAGACAGGGGCAGCAGCAGAGAUUGAAGAUCAGGAAGGGGCUGAUCCUCAAGGAGAGGCUGCCGAUGAGGUGCUUGAAGCAAUUAAUGAAGAGGAAGGGGGAGACAAGAAGGGCAAGAAAGACAAGAAGAAGAAGAAGGGGGACAAGGAGAAGGAGAAAGAGGAGAAGAAGAAGGGACCCAGCAAAGCCACAGUGAAGGCCAUGCAGGAGGCUCUGGCUCACAUGAAGGAGGAAGAGGAGCGCGCCAAGAAGGAGGAAGAGGAGAACCUGCGUCGCCUGGAAGAGCAGGAGGCUCAGAGACUGGAGCAGGAGCGUCUGGAACAGGAGCGCAAGGAGAAGAAGAAACAGAAGGAGAAAGAGAGGAAGGAGAGGCUGAAGAAGGAGGGCAAACUGCUGACCAAAGCCCAGAAAGAGGCCCGGGCCAGGGCAGAGGCCACACUGGAACUCCUGAAGGCCCAGGGUAUUGAAGUGCCAUCCAAAGACGACUCAGUGCCAAAGAAGAAGCCAGUGUACGGAGACAAGAGGAAAAAGAAGCCCCAACAAGCACAGACCCCUGAAGAGAUCUCAGAGGUCAUGUCACCCACGUCGGAGACGGCAGAGCCAAUCAUCUCACCGAUGGCAGUGGAAACUCCCGAAGUACCAGCAGAGGUAGAGCAGAAAGCUGAGUCUGCAGUUGAUGACUGGGAGGCUAUUGCUGAGACCAUCGAUCAGGACAAAGAGCUGAAGACGGUCCACAUCGAGGUGAAGCCAGAGACGCCAAAGCAGCCCCAACAGAAACCCUCGUCACAGCCGGAGGAAGAGGACGAGGACGAGGAGGAAGAGGAUGAUGAAGAGGAGGAGAGUGAGGAGGAGGAGGAGGAGAAGGAGAGUCAGCCUCACACAACGCAGCAGGCCCCAGCCACUAAGAGGAAGGGAGGGAAGGAGAGCUCAGAGUCCAGUAGUGACAGCGACUCCGAUGACGAUCGCACUAAAGAGGAGCGGAUCUACGACAAGGCCAAGAAGCGUAUUGAGAAACGGCGAGCAGAGAACAUAAAGAACAUAAACCUGGACAAGCUCCGCUCCCCCGUCGUCUGUGUACUGGGCCACGUAGACACAGGCAAGACCAAGAUCCUGGACAAGCUGAGGCAUACACACGUACAGGACGGAGAGGCAGGAGGGAUCACCCAACAGAUCGGAGCCACUAACGUACCGCUGGAGGCCAUCGUAGAGCAGACCAAGAUGGUGAAGAACUUCAACAACGAGGCCAUUAAAAUCCCAGGAAUGCUGAUCAUCGACACCCCAGGCCACGAGUCUUUCAGUAACCUGAGGAACCGGGGCAGCUCUCUGUGUGACAUAGCCAUCCUGGUGGUGGACAUCAUGCACGGCCUGGAGCCUCAGACCCUGGAGUCCAUCAACCUGCUCAAGGAGAAGAAGUGUCCCUUCAUUGUAGCACUUAACAAGAUUGACCGUCUGUACGACUGGAAGAAGAGCCCGGACACAGACGUGGUGGCCACACUGAAGAAGCAGAAGAAGAACACCAAGGAUGAGUUUGACGAGAGGGCCAAAGCUGUCAUCGUGGAGUUCGCCCAGCAGGGUCUGAACGCAGCCCUCUUCCAUGAGAACAAGGACCCGAGGACCUUUGUGUCUCUGGUGCCCACCUCGGCCCACUCCGGGGACGGCAUGGGCAACCUGAUCGCUCUGCUGGUGGAGCUCACCCAGACCAUGCUGGCACGACGCCUGGCACACUGCGACGAGCUCAGGGCUCAGGUCAUGGAGGUGAAAGCCCUGCCUGGUAUGGGCACCACUAUAGACGUGAUCCUGAUCAACGGGGUCCUCCGGGAGGGCAUGACCGUCAUCGUCCCGGGGGUGGAGGGACCCAUCGUCACCCAGAUCAGGGGGCUGCUGCUGCCUCCACCCAUGAAGGAGCUCAGGGUUAAGAACCAGUAUGAGAAGCAUAAGGAGGUGUGUACGGCCCAGGGAGUGAAGAUCCUGGGGAAAGACCUGGAGAAGACCCUGGCAGGGCUCCCCCUGCUGGUGGCCCACAAGGAGGACGAGGUGGCCGUGCUCAGGGAUGAGCUGGUGCGGGAGCUGAAACAGACUCUGAACUCCAUCAAACUGGAGGAGAAGGGUGUGUACGUCCAGGCCUCCACUCUCGGAUCCCUGGAAGCCUUGCUCGAGUUCCUACGAGUGUCCAAAGUGCCUUACGCUGGCAUCAACAUUGGUCCAGUCCACAAGAAAGACGUGAUGAAAGCUUCCACUAUGCUGGAGCAUGACCCACAGUAUGCAACGAUCCUGGCGUUUGAUGUGAAGGUGGAGAGGGACUCUCAGGAGAUGGCUGAUAGUCUGGGGGUCAGGGUGUUCAGCGCUGAGAUCAUCUACCACCUGUUUGAUGCCUUCACCAAGUACAGAGAGGACUACAAGAAGGCCAAGCAGGACGAGUUCAAACACAUUGCUGUGUUCCCCACUAAGCUGAAGAUCCUGCCUCAGUUCAUCUUCAACUCUAGAGACCCCAUAGUCAUGGGAGUCAACGUGGAGGCUGGGGUCCUCAGACAGGGAACCCCACUCUGUGUGCCCAGCAAGGGGUUUGUGGACAUUGGCAUCGUGACCAGCAUUGAGAUCAACCACAAGAUGGUGGACAGUGCCAAGAAGGGCCAGGAGAUCUGUAUAAAGAUCGAACCGAUCCCCGGAGAGGCACCCAAGAUGUUCGGCCGACACUUUGAGGCCACCGACAUCCUCGUCAGCAAGAUCACCAGAGCGUCCAUCGAUGCCCUGAAGAACUGGUUCAGAGACGAGAUGGGCAAAUCUGACUGGCAGCUCAUCAUGGAGCUCAAGAAGACUUUUGAAAUCAUCUGAACGGAGGAACGGGCACACACCUUCAUGUCUUCAGGCGGCCGCAGCACUUACACACAAACACACACACCACUGAUCAUGUGACACCUGAUCAAAGACACACACACACACACACACACUUGUUCAUCACAGCCACGUAUGUAUACAUCCAUAAAUGGUGGGAGCAGUGCAGUGUCCCACUUUCCCCCUCUCCCCCAUCCCCUCCCCUCUGGUGGGUGGGGGAGUGUAUUUUUAGAGGGGAAACAGUGUUUUUCUGUGAGAAACCAAACUAUUUCCUGCUGUUGUUAACAGUGACAGUUUAGACAGCAUCGACACACACUAUUCCAACGUGCCUGUUGUUUGGAAUCAUCUUGAGUUUUUUUUUUUCAUUUUGCCGCUCUUUCUCUCUCUCACCCUCCACAUCCGUCUGCUGCUGGAGUCCUGCCCCCUGUAAUCACUCCGGUGCUCAGGCUGGGGUGAGACUGGAGAGGGGGCGAGUGGGAGUGAAGAAAGCUGGGUCAGGCGUCACUGGAACCACAGAUCUACAGAAUUCAGCAAACUGGGUUUGACAAGUUUCCGUGGGUGCCAUGUUGGCACCGGAAGUCACAAGGAGAAUGACAUUCCACCGAGAAUGCAAAUGAGAACCUUAUUGUUAUGACACGUUGGUUGCCAACAUGGAGGCGAGUUUGCUGAACUCUUUAUAUCUAUCACGGAUCAAGGGGAGCUGUGCGCCAAAGGCCUGGAUUAGAAGAGGGGAGAGGGGAGGCAUUCUUACCAGAAGUUUUAGACGUCUGAAUAAUACGACCUUGUCAGUGUUUUCUCUUUUCUUGAAUGCAGUUAUUUUAUGGUCCUUUUAAAAAGCUCCUCCCUCUCUGACAUCACCACCACCCAUCACCAGCCCCCCUGUCAGCGCAGUUCGACUGGUGCCUACAGACCUUUUUUUACCAUGAAUGAACUAGGUGACAAAAUAGGUGGUCCCUCUCCUCUCUACUUGAGUUCAAAAUGUAAAAGAUAAUAAACCAUCUACAUCAAUAAAGACAUAUUUAUAGAAGUCACGAACUCUGCCCCCUCUGCCUUGUUGUAUAUUUUGGAUAAUGGUAUGGAUGGAAUAUGCAUUGAAUUCAAUUCUAUAAAAAAUAAAUAUGAAGUGCUACUUUC